Synchiropus splendidus (mandarinfish) is the source of this 2542-nucleotide messenger RNA. Its product is annotated as vasoactive intestinal polypeptide receptor 1-like. Gene Ontology annotation, cellular component: plasma membrane. NCBI's taxonomy places the organism in Eukaryota, Metazoa, Chordata, Actinopteri, Syngnathiformes, Callionymidae. The transcript is spliced from 12 exons. Gene Ontology annotation, molecular function: vasoactive intestinal polypeptide receptor activity; peptide hormone binding; G protein-coupled peptide receptor activity. The record is from RefSeq and is a predicted model, not a curated record. Bases 165 to 1586 code for a protein of 473 amino acids. Gene Ontology annotation, biological process: adenylate cyclase-modulating G protein-coupled receptor signaling pathway; cell surface receptor signaling pathway.
GAGAGGGAGGGAGAGCAGAUGCGCUUCAUCUUCUGACUCGUGCAAGUUUUCAUCUCACUGGAGGAGAAUUGGGAUUCAUUUAUUUGGAGCUGCCAGUGAACAUCGUCACAACAUCAGGAAUAUUUUACAAACAUUACCUGGAUUUGCCGUCACAACAUCCAGUGAUGGACUUCAAGAAAGCGGAGGCGAAGAUGGGAAGGAAGGAGGCACGACGUGAGACGGUCUCCCUCCUCAUCUUCUGCCUUUUCCUCUGGCAAACGCCAACGACGGACGCCAUCCAUCCGGACUGUGCCAUCAUCUCUCAGCACCUGAGGGCCAAGCAGACGUGCAGCCAGCGGAGGAGGAGCGAGAACCAGACCAGCGUCGACGGAUGCAGGACAGAGUGGGAUGAGAUCCGAUGCUGGACCAGAGCGGACGUGGGACAGGUGGUCAACGUGUCCUGCUCCGAGGUCUUUCAGCACUUCUCAAGCAGCCAAGGGUUCGUUUACAGGACCUGCACUGCGGACGGCUGGUCGGAGAUGAGUCCGCCCUACGAGGAGGCCUGCGUCUUCAGCAGCGACGGGGAGCCCGAAUCAGAGACCAGCUACCUCUCCACGCUGCGGCAGGUUUACACCGUGGGCUACGCCACCUCCCUCCUCUCCCUCAUCACCGCCAUCGUGGUGUUUACAGCCUUCAGGAAGUUCCGCUGCACCCGAAACUACAUCCACGUCAACCUCUUCUCCUCCUUCGUCCUGAGGGCCAGCGCCGUCUUCGUCAAGGACGCGGUGCUGUUUGCCGACGAGACGCUGGACCACUGCUCCAUUUCCUCGGCGGCCUGCAAGUCUGCCGUGGCCUUCUUCCAGUUCAGCAUCCUGGCCAACUACUUCUGGCUGCUGGUGGAGGGCAUGUACCUGCAGACGCUGCUGGCCCUCACCUUCGUCUCCCAGAGGAAGUACUUCUGGUGGUACAUCCUGACUGGCUGGGGGCUUCCAUCCAGCGUGCUGAUCCUCUGGGUGCUGACCAGGGUUUUCUACGACGACCGAGGCUGCUGGGACGACACCGACUCCGUGGGCAUCUGGUGGAUCAUUAAAGGGCCGAUCACGGCGUCGCUGCUGAUCAACAUCGUGAUUUUCGUCAACGUCAUCAGGAUUCUGGUUCAGAAGCUGAAAUCCUCGGCCAUAAACGGGAACAACGACAGCGGGCACUUCAUACGCCUGGCCAAGUCCACGCUCUUCCUCAUCCCCUUGUUUGGGAUGCACUACACCGUCUUCGCCUUCCUGCCGGAGAACACGGGGGUGGCUGCCCGCCUCUACAUCGAGCUGGGCCUGGGCUCCUUCCAGGGCUUCGUGGUGGCGCUGCUCUACUGCUUCAUGAACGGAGAGGUGAGGCCCGCGUGCACAGGGAUAAAGCGGGAGGCGGAUGGCGCCGGGGUCCCAGCUGCUUGCUCUGCCCUGCAGGUCCAGGCCGAGCUGCGGCGCUGGUUCUGGAGGUGCCACAGUCAGAACCAGCUCAGCCCCACCAAGAGAAGCAUCACGCAGACCACCACGGUCAGAGGCCGGGGGGGUCUCCGCCGGCCCCCCUCCACCGGGCAGCUCUCCUCCGUAUGAGCAGCGCCGCUCCUGCAGGGGGCGCCAGAGGUGAACCACCAGGCGACCCUGCCCUCUGUUCAGAAGUGAAUGUCCUUGAAUGUUUGAAUCGUCUGUGAGGCGACGGACGCUCAGGUGCGAGAGGAGCGGAACAAACCAGGCAGCGACUCGCCCUCCAGGGGGCAGGACGUGUCUCCAGCUUCAGAGGGGAGAGAACGGCACGGGAAUCAUGGGGAGACUUCCAGGCUGCUGUCGCCCGCCUCGCCGAGUCAGCGACACCCGACGCCACACAAUAAAGAGUCUCCAGCACAGGGCUCUGCAUUUGGGCUCCGAGUCGCACCUUCUUCACAGCAGACCGUAGACGACUGAUGUCAUGAGAGGAUCAUGUGACGGUGGGAACCACUCAGGUCCAGAAAAGCUUAACAGUGUCAAUGGUGACCGAAUUCAGAGGGUGAAAACAAAACAAAAAAACAUUACAAGAAAUAAACAAUGACAUACUGCCAGCCAAACGAAGUAAAAAAAAAAACGAGUAAAAAUAAAUAAUAAAAAACCAAUACAUCUAAAACAAAAAAAGAAAAAAAUAGCGCUGUCAAUUGAUUUAAUUUUUUUAUUGUGAUAAAUCGAACUAAAACCUGAGUGAACUCGUGAUUACGCGCAAAAAUAAUCGCACCUUUUGCAUCUGACUGAAUGUUAAUAUUAAUCCUCCGAUGCGCUACAACCACGUGACAAACAUAUAUGACAUUAAAUUUUCACGUCUAAACUCACAGCAGAGUGGCCGAUCACGUCUCCUCGUGCAAACGCGUGUUGAGUCCACACCAUUCUGUAGCGGAACCUCCGCAGUUACUGAGCCACGCAGACGCCCGCUAACAGGACGGGUGUAUCGCUCAUCGUUGGAGCAUCAAUCCGGAUGAGACCCGCGGCCGUGCGCAGCUCCGCCCCCCGGCGGUCAACAAGACCGACGGCGUUUCACGCGUCAA